AUGCAAGCUGCAACGACCGAAUCACCUGACUUGGCGUCACUCAGUAUGCCUCAGGCGACAAGAUCCGCAUGCCUAGGUUUCUCCCCGAACGGGACUUUGCCUUCCGACAAACAACGGCCCUUUGCUAUCGCCCUACCCUAUCGUCGCUUCGGCUAUGAGUUCGUGGGAUUCAACCCAUUGAACCGAUCGGGAUAUAUCAUUAAAGGGCGUUACAUUGUCUGCAAUUGCCGAGGCGAUUCCCUUUUAUCGUCCAGUCUUCACCUUCAAUCGACAUAUCCCGAGCUAAGCUUGAAGAUCGGAAGCCGAGAGCUGAGCAAGUUUCCGGAGGAGAAACUCCCAGAUUCGCUUUCUUGA
Molecule: messenger RNA, 354 nt
Organism: Aspergillus melleus
Lineage: Eukaryota; Fungi; Ascomycota; Eurotiomycetes; Eurotiales; Aspergillaceae
Exons: 1
Coding region: 1-354 (117 amino acids)
Source: RefSeq, a predicted model, not a curated record